AUUCUUUACUUCUUGUUCUAUUCUCUCCCUCAUCACUUUGAUUUGUCGUUCUCCCAUCUUGCACUUUUAUCCGGUGGCGAUACCAACUUGAGACGGCGGCCGACAGAAACAAAGGGUCACCUUCAGUUGAGAGAAGUGAAGAACAGAACAUUGGUUGAAACUUCCAAAAACAGAGGAAUCGAGAAAAAAAAAACACAAGUUCUUAGGUUUUCCGACUGUGGUAAAAAAAAUGGAGUUUUGCCCAAGUUGUGGGAACAUGUUACAGUAUGAGUUGCCGCAUAUGGGUCGGCCUUCGAGGUUCUUUUGCCCGACUUGUCCUUACGUUUGUCACCUUGAGAACAAGGUUAAAAUAAAGAGAAGGCAGCAUCUUGUUAAGAAAGAAAUAGAACCCGUUUUCAACAAAGAAGAUAUGAAAAUGGGCGGGUCUGAGACUGAUGCAACAUGCCCUUCUUGUAGCCAUGGGAGGGCGCUUUUCUCACAGGUGCAGAUCCGGUCAGCUGAUGAGCCGGCAACAACAUUCUAUCAGUGCUUGAAAUGCGAAAAGAUGUGGCGUGAGGAUUGACUACGUAUUAUUUCCCUCUCUUAUUAGGCCCUGUCUUUGUGGACAUGAUUUUUGAGUUGCAAAUUUUCAGUUUCUUGAGUUAAUCCUUUUUUUUUUUUGGCAAAAUAGACAAACUCUUCAGCUUUGCUCAUCUCAUUGCAUGUGGUUGGGUGGUCGGAAGUUUAAUUCUUGCUCAUGAGAAUGGAACGCAUUUCAUGAUCGACGGUUUACCUUUUCGAACUCGUGGGUUGUACUGAUUAUUGCAAAAGAAAAAUAAAGAAUAUGUUUUGUA
Molecule: messenger RNA, 833 nt
Organism: Gossypium raimondii (Peruvian cotton)
Lineage: Eukaryota; Viridiplantae; Streptophyta; Magnoliopsida; Malvales; Malvaceae
Product: DNA-directed RNA polymerase III subunit RPC10
Exons: 3
Coding region: 230-562 (110 amino acids)
Biological process (GO): termination of RNA polymerase III transcription; DNA-templated transcription
Cellular component (GO): RNA polymerase III complex
Molecular function (GO): DNA-directed RNA polymerase activity; zinc ion binding; nucleic acid binding
Source: RefSeq, a predicted model, not a curated record